CCUCUCCAACCCGCCAUCUACUCUCCCCUUCAUCACCACCCAUAAAUGAUAUGUUGGACCCCCGUCGUCGUACCAUUUAGUCUGAUUCAAUUCUUUCUUGGUUCUUCUUUCACUUUCGAAAAAUUUAAAUUGUGCAAAUUUGGCUUCUUUUUUUUUUUAUCAAGUUUGUGUAUUAUAAUUGGUCGAUUGUGGAUCUGUCCCCACAAAUAAUCCUCUUUCUUGACAGUUACUGAUCAGAAAGGUAAAAAGAUGGAGGCUUCCAAUGGGUUAAAAGUAGUCCAACUCAGAUCUCUCCGACGUAGUUCAAAGUCCAAAACCUUCGACAUAAGCAGGGACGGCUCCAUCAGAAUUCUCUUCGUAUCUUUCCUUCCUUAAAUCAGGAAAAGGCCAGAGACCCAUCUCUGGGAAUCCCAUUUUCCAGCUACCCAUUUCAAAUAAUGGCUGCCUGAGAGGUGAGCUCACUAAUUCUUGCUGUUUCUGCAACUGGGUAUUCAGUCUUGGCCCUUGAUCCAAUUUUUCCAGCAAGUGUUCUGUUCUUCCCUAUUCCUGAUCAGUUCUUGUCGGGUCUUUCUUCUUGGUGAGUUCCUUGUGUUCGUUCAUUUUCCCUAGUGGGGAAUUGUAAUUUCAUGGCUAAAUGGAGAUCUUUGGGCAAUGAAUUUUCAUUGUCUGGCUUCUAGUUGAACUUGGGUUGUUACUUUGCUUUAUUAGCUUUCACAUGUAAACCGUUGACUGGCUGAAUUUCUUUGAAUCCCUUUUUCCUUUCUUUAGUGGCAUUCUCUGUGAUAUUUGAUUUUCCUAUGUUGAGCUGAAAUUUUCUUCUGGGGCUGUUCAUGGAAAUUUGGGGCUUCUUCCCUUCUAUGGGGAGGCUUUUGGUGCCUCUCCUUCUGUGUGAAGUUUGUAUGGCUAGUGUUCAAAAUAUUGGGAAGAUGAAUCCUGGAUUUACAGGGUCUCAAAUGAAUUGGAUAGACAAUGAUGGGGUAUUUCUUCUAUCAAAUAACUCGAAUUUUGGUUUUGGCUUCAUCACAACCACCGAGGAUGUCACUUUGUUUCUUGUGGCUAUCGUUCAUAUGAGCAGUUUAAAAGUGGUUUGGUCUGCAAAUAGAGCCUCCCCCAUCCGAAAUUCUGAUGACUUUGUGUUCGAUAAUAGCGGUAAUGCUUACUUGAAAAGUGGGGGAACCACGGUAUGGGCUACGAAUACUGCAGGAAAAGGAGUUUCAACCAUGGAAUUGCUCGAUUUAGGGAAUCUGCUCUUGCGUGGGAACGAUGGCGGUGUCGUUUGGCAGAGCUUCAGCCAUCCCACAGACACCCUUUUGUCGGACCAGGACUUCACCGAGGGAAUGAAACUUGUGAGCAAUCCCAAUAACAAUAACUUGAGCUACUUUCUCGAUAUCAAGUCUGGCGAUACGAUUCUUUAUGCAGGCUUUCAAACUCCACAGACUUACUGGUCUAUGCAAAAGGACAACCGGAAAACCAUCAACAAAGAUGGUGGCGUGGUCUCUUUGGCAUCUCUUAGUGCCAAUUCAUGGAGGUUUUAUGAUAAGCACAAAGUCUUGCUGUGGCAAUUUAUUUUUUCAGACAAAACUGAUCCAAAUUCAACUUGGGUUGCAGUUUUGGGAAGUGAUGGAUUUAUUACCUUCUCAACUCUUCAAAAUGGAGGUCCAAGCCCUUCACCGACGCGAAUACCUGAUGAUCCAUGUGGUACGCCUGAACCUUGUGAUUCAUAUUAUGUAUGUUACAGCGGCAACAGGUGCCAGUGUCCUGCUGUUCUUAGUUCCCUUCAGGGUUGCAAACCGGGCAUCGUCUCCCCUUGUACUCACUCAAAGGGCCCUAUAAAACUUGUUGAAGCAGGGGAUGGGCUCCAUUAUUUUGCGAUUGACUUUGUUUCACCGAGCUCUGCAACUAAUCUAGAUGGCUGCAAAACCUCUUGUCUUGGUAACUGCUCGUGCCUUGCUUUGUUCUACCAGAAUAGCUCAAGAAAUUGUUUUCUUUUUGACCGGAUAGGCAGCUUCCAGAACUCGGAAAAUGGUGCUGGCUUUGUUUCAUACAUUAAGGUUCUGAGUACUGGAGGCAGUGAGAAUGGCACUGGAGGAGGGGGUGGAAGCGGCCACUUCUCUUAUGUCAUCAUCAUAGUGAUUGCAACCGUUGUUGCUAUUGCCGGCCUACUUUUUCUUGGGUAUCGUUACCAUCGCAGGAAGAGAAAUUUGCCUGAAUCGCCUAAAGAUACUUCAGAGGAGGAUAAUUUCUUGGAGAACUUAUCUGGGAUGCCAAUCCGUUUCACUUACCGAGAUCUUCAAACUGCAACCAAUAACUUCUCUGUUAAGCUCGGACAAGGAGGUUUCGGCUCAGUUUACCAAGGUGUUCUGCCGGAUGGAACUAGACUUGCCGUGAAGAAACUGGAAGGCAUUGGCCAAGGAAAGAAAGAGUUCCGAGCUGAAGUUAGCAUAAUUGGCAGCAUCCAUCAUCUCCAUUUGGUCAGGCUGAAAGGCUUCUGUGCUGAAGGAAUGCAUCGGCUUCUUGUCUACGAAUACAUGGCAAACGGUUCUUUAGAUAAAUGGAUAUUCAGGAAAAACAGGGACUCUUUCAUGUUAGAUUGGAAGACGAGGUUCAACAUUGCGUUGGGAACGGCUAAAGGACUGGCAUAUCUCCACGAGGAUUGCGAUGCAAAGAUUGUUCACUGCGACAUAAAACCAGAAAACGUGCUCCUGGACGACAAUUACCUAGCCAAAGUCUCAGAUUUCGGCUUGGCAAAGCUAAUGACGCGGGAGCAGAGCCACGUGUUCACGACUCUAAGGGGCACAAGGGGGUACCUUGCACCAGAGUGGAUCACAAACUACGCGAUAUCAGAGAAGAGCGAUGUUUAUAGCUACGGGAUGGUGUUGCUUGAAAUCAUUGCUGGCAGGAAAAGCUAUGACCCUGCGGAAACUUCAGAGAAGUGUCAUUUUCCUUCCUACGCUUUCAAGAUGAUGGAAGAAGGCAAGCUGAGAAGCAUCCUCGAUUCGGAGCUGGCGAUAGAUGAAGAAGAUGAGAGGUUAGCCAUUGCAAUCAAGGUUGCUUUGUGGUGCAUACAGGAUGAUAUGCACCUGAGGCCAUCCAUGGCAAAGGUUGUCCAAAUGCUGGAAGGUCUCUGCGCGGUUCCUUCUCCGCCAACGGCUUCUCAAAUGGGCUCGAGGCUGUAUUCGGGUUUCUUCAAGUCGGCCAGCGACGAGGGCACGUCGUCAGGGGCAUCGGCCCCGUCAGACUACAACAGCGACGCAUAUCUUUCGGCCGUGCGGCUAUCGGGGCCAAGAUAGCAGUGGUCCUCUGUUCAUUAUCACUCACUCUCGUGUUUCUUCUUGCUGUAUAUGCCAUGAGAUCAUUAAUAUGUUGCGAAAGUAGCCGUUACAAAGCUUGAGGUUGUUUCCAUAUGCCUGCCUGCCUGAUUGUUUCGUGAAUGAAAUAGUCCCAAUUCAAUUUGACUGAUUGAAUCCUACUGUCGAUUGAUUGAUUUUGGUA
Messenger RNA from Diospyros lotus (date-plum), 3492 nucleotides. RefSeq names its product G-type lectin S-receptor-like serine/threonine-protein kinase SD2-5. The transcript has a single exon. Gene Ontology annotation, molecular function: ATP binding; protein serine/threonine kinase activity. The record is from RefSeq and is a predicted model, not a curated record. NCBI's taxonomy places the organism in Eukaryota, Viridiplantae, Streptophyta, Magnoliopsida, Ericales, Ebenaceae. Gene Ontology annotation, biological process: protein phosphorylation. Bases 831 to 3290 code for a protein of 819 amino acids.